AUGUAUGCCACUCACUCAUUCUGGUUUGAGGCAUUAUUCUGGUGGUAUAAUGUCAAACAAGCCAAAGGACCUGGAGUUACUUCUGCUUUAACCUGGAACGAAUUAAAGGAGCAUAUUAUGGAGAAAUUUUGUCAUAAAAUUGAAAAAGACAAAAUCGAAAGAGAAUUUAUACAACUACAAGCUGGGACAAUGACGCAUCGUCAGUACACAACUAAAUUUUAUGAAAUGGCUAGGUUACUUCCUGAGCAUGUAAAACCUGAAGCCAAGCGUGUAAAAAGGUAUGUGCAAGGGUUACCUCCUCGUAUUCGAGAAUUGGUUCGAAUUUCUGCCCCAAAGACAUACGAAUCGGCAAUUGCGUUAAGUGCAAUUGCAUACGAAGAAGAUGGCAAGAUAACGAGUGACAAUAAAAUGAAAUGA
Messenger RNA from Helianthus annuus (common sunflower), 417 nucleotides. RefSeq lists its product as uncharacterized. The coding region runs from base 1 to 417 and encodes 138 amino acids. The transcript has a single exon. The record is from RefSeq and is a predicted model, not a curated record. Lineage: Eukaryota; Viridiplantae; Streptophyta; Magnoliopsida; Asterales; Asteraceae.